Molecule: messenger RNA, 3744 nt
Organism: Eriocheir sinensis (Chinese mitten crab)
Lineage: Eukaryota; Metazoa; Arthropoda; Malacostraca; Decapoda; Varunidae
Gene: Glg1
Product: Golgi apparatus protein 1-like
Exons: 20
Coding region: 79-3519 (1146 amino acids)
Cellular component (GO): Golgi membrane
Molecular function (GO): fibroblast growth factor binding
Source: RefSeq, a predicted model, not a curated record
GCGAGCACCACAGCACACCGGGGAGGGAUGGAAGACUAACACCCGUGGAAAACUUUAUCCGUAUUCCGUUUUCCGGCGAUGCAGCACGUGAUGGGCGGACGGGCGUGGGCGUGGGCGUGCGUGUGUUUGUUGGGCGUGGGUAUGGCGGCGGGGGCGGGGUCUGGGGCGGGUCCGGGGGCCAAAACGAGCGUGGUGAGGCUGGCCGAGGAGGAGGACUGCCGCGAGGACGUGCACGCCCACUGCAAGGACGACCUCAGGAGCAACUUCGCCGUGCUGGAGUGCUUGCAGGACCAGAGGAGGGAUCUGCAGGACGUCAUCAGCGACAAGUGUAACCACAUGCUAUGGACCUACAAGAUGAACCUGACUCGCAGCGGGAGGAUAGAGGAGCUGGCCAAGGGCGUGUGCGAGGAUGAGCUGAACGAGUAUGAGGACUGUCGACCCGGCACACAGCCCGGCCACACCAUAUCCUGCAUGAUUGACAAGCUGAACCAGAUCAAGAACGAGCGCUGCCGUCAAUACCUUCUUCGCCUCGCCGCCAUCGUCUUCAGUGACUUCCGAUACGUCAAGCACAUGGUGGAGGACUGCCAGACUGAGAUACAAAAGUUCAAGUGUGGCCGCGUGGAGGGGACGGGUGGCGGGGGGCGAGGGGCGCGAUCAGGGGGAGCCGGAGGGGACGAGGAGGAGGAGCCUGCCCCCCCACGCUACGUCCACUCCCAGGGCGCUACGAUUGAGUGUCUGUCUCUUCACGCGGGGGAGUUGGAGGAGGCGUGUCAUAAACAGAUCCUGAGACUGGCAGAGCUCCAAUCAGAUGACUUCCACCUGGACCGGCCUCUGUUCUUCGCCUGCCGGGAUGACCGCGAGAAAUUCUGUGAGAAGGUGCGGUCUGGCGAGGGGCGUGUGUACAAGUGUCUCAUUAAGCACAAGACUGACCGCGGCAUGAGCAAGGAGUGUGCUGACCAGCUCUCCCGACGGCAGAAACUCACAGUGCAGGACUACCGGGUGAACAAGGGCAUCGUGAGGGCUUGUCGCAGCGCCAUACAGGAACACUCAUGCAGGAAGGGGAGCUCCAACGAUGCCCACGACGUCAAGCUGUCCAAGAUCCUGCUGUGUCUGGAGAAUGCACUCAAGCAAGGCGCCAACAUCGACGGGUCUUGCCGCGAGGAGAUGCUGGCACACCGCCGUCAACUCCUCGAGGACUUCAAGCUGUCGCCGGACCUGAUGCUGGCCUGCCGGGUGGAGCUUGAACAGUUCUGCCACAGCGGCCAGGGCGGGGGGGGCGAGGGGGGCGGCCGCACACUGCACUGCCUCAUGAAGCACGCACGCUCCCACAAGAUGAGGAAGAGGGUGACGGAUGAGUGCAGGAGAGAGCUGGAGAAGGUUGUGAAGGAGACAGACGCUGGGGAGGACUGGCGCGUAGACCCAGUGCUGCACGAGGCCUGUCAUCGCGUCGUAGAGACCUCCUGCCGGGACCUCAAGGGGGGGAACGCCAGGGUAAUGCGUUGCCUGAUGCGUCACCUGGACUCCCCUGAGAUGCCGCAAGAGUGUGAGGCGGCCCUGCUUGAGAUACAGUACUUUGUGUCGAGGGACUGGAAGCUUGACCCCCAGCUACACUCUGCUUGCCUCUCCGACGCCACGCGACUCUGCAACGCCAAAAAGAACUGGGCGGAGAUCGUGGACGGCUCGGGAAAUUCGGGAAAUGCUAUCUCGUCCGGGGCCGCACAAGUCCUCCCGUGCCUCUUCCGAUAUGUCUACCACCCCACGGCCGAGUUGAGGCUCACCCCGCUGUGUGGCCAGGAGGUCCAGCGGGUGAUGCACGAGCGAGCGGCCUUUGUGGACCUGCACCCGGACAUUGAGAUGGCCUGCAUGGAUCACCUGGCCCACAUGUGCUCCCAGGACACCGGCCCGCGGGAGGAGAUGGCCUGCCUGCAAGAAAACCUGGACAAGCUGGGCAAGGAGUGCAGGGAUGUGGUCAGCAACUACACGGAAGCGGAAGCCAAGGACUCGCGCCUCAACUCUGACCUCAUGACGCACUGUGCCGGGCCUAUCACCAAGAUGUGCUCUGACGCGGCAGUAUCCCUAAGGAGUGGCAGCGGCGGGGCGGGGGCUAAUGGGGUGGGGGAUACCGGGGACAGCCUGAUGGACUGCCUGAUCCGACACAAGAACGUGGAGGCCAUGCAGGGACAGUUGAAGUGUAGGUCCGUCAUUGAGCACUUCCAGCUGCUGGCCAUGAAAGACUACACGUUCAGCCCCAAGUUCAAGGAGGCGUGUCAGGGUGACGUGGCAUCACUGUGCAGCAAACCCAAGCCCAGGAACAAGGCAGACGUCAUCGAGUGCCUGAGCGGACAGGUGCGUAACGCCAUACUGACGGACACCACGCACCAGGUGAGCCGUCCGUGCCGCCAACAGCUGCGCCAACAGAUGCUGCAGCGCCACGAGAACAUCCGUUUCGACCCAAGGCUGAAGGACGGCUGCGGCACGGACAUCGACAAAUUCUGCAAGGAUGUGCCGUUCGGGAGAGGCGCUAUCCUGGAGUGUCUUCGUCGUAACCGUGCCAACAUCAGCGCAGACUGCCAUCGUCGGCUGUUCGUCCGCGAGCAGGAGGAGCUGCAGGACCCUGGGACGGACGUGGUGCUGAUGGCCGCCUGCAGGAUGAUGGUGGACCGUUACUGCCAUGAUGUGGGGUCUGAGAAGCUCCUGGGAUGUCUCAAGAGCAACAAGGAGAUGGCCAACUUCGACAGUGGUUGCCGUUUGGUGGUGAUGAGACGGCUGGUGGAACAGACAACCGACACGCGCCUCAACCCGGAACUCCUGAGGGCUUGCAGACACGACAUGGCCAAGUUCUGCAGCGUCCUUUUCGACCGAGCGAAUACGUCGAGCACGGAGCUGAACGGCCUACUGACGGAGUGCUUGAAGGAGCAGCUUCCCGCCCGCAAGCUAAGCACCUCCUGCCGAAGCCGUGUGGUGGCCCUCGCUCGCACCGCCGCCCUCAACUACAAGAUGGACCCUAUACUGAUGGACAAGUGCAAGACGGAUAUGAAGGUCCUGUGCCCAGACGAGAUGGAGCAUCACAUGGAGGAGUGCCUCAAACUCGCCUUCCAGCAGGACCGCCUCAGUGCCCCGGAGUGCCGCCUACACCUGGCCCACGUCAUCGAGACAGAGCGGGCGGAUAUCUCAGUCGAUCCCGCCCUCAACCAAGUCUGCGGCGUGGAUGAUAACAAGUUCUGCUCGGCCAUGGAAGACGGAACGCAUUUCUCCUGCCUGCUUGACGUACUGGAGCGCAACCCCCAGGGCCUCAAAGCGGAGUGUCGCGAGGCACUGCGGAAGAGGCAGGAGAUGUACAGUGCCGCUAUCAAGAUGACCAACAUUGGGUCCGUCAGCGACCUGGUGCGGCACGUCAAUGCGUCGUCGGAGCGCACGUACCUCCUCCUGGUGCUGGUGAUGCUGCUGGGCGCCAUCUUCUUCGGUGGUCUGUUCUGCGGCCGCGUCACGAAGCGCACCAAGUUCCUCAAGGACAGAUAAAAGUUGCCGGGUGCCCAAUUUUUUUUUUCUUAAACUUUCUCUCCCUCCCCUCCUUCGUUUGUAGUUUCCCUUCUUUUUUUUCCUUUAACUUUCUCUCCCUUCGUUCAGUUUCCCUUUUUUUUUACAUUUUUCCUUCUUUUUUCGCAACUUUUCUUCAUAAUUUCGUAACACUCUUUUUUUCUUAAACUUUCUCUUCCUCCCUUCCUUCAUUUGUAGUUUCCCUUC